AUGGGAAACAACGCCUCGUCCCCCAAGGCACCUGGCACGCCUGGACACGACGGGAACAAUAUCAGCAGCGGUCGUCCUGUGCAGUACCACCAGCAGCUUCAACAACAGCAAUAUCAGCAGCAGCAGCAGCAACAGAAGGGAACCCGGAAUCCCGUUCAAGUCCAGAACCAGCGCGUCGCGGCACCUCCCGAGCCGUCUAUGGCCCAUGCCCAAGGUUCUACUGCAUCGUCGGCCUCACGCUCUAUCCCGUCCCGGCCCUACAGCACCGCAGCAGAGGCAGCCGCCGCUGCGUCCGCCUCGCCGUCCCGCCAGACCCCCAAGUCCAGCAACACGCCACCUCCGCCGUCCAAGCCCGUCGCCGUGCCUCUGCCCGUGUCCGUUCCGGCAGCCGGCAGCGGCACAGCCAAGAUCCCAGCAGCACCACCGGCCAACGCUAUUGUACCGAGUGCAUCCGGUGGCGUCCAAGUACCGGAAGGCCACAGCGACUACGAGCCACCUCUGAGCCCUUACGCCGACAGCAUGGACGUGCCCAUCUUGGCACACAACAGCAUGCCGGACGUAUCGUACCUGACGCGGCCACCGCGCCUGCCGCUGCCCAUCGAGGAGGAGGUGCACACGCCCGGCUCGCCCAUCAUUGCGCCGCGCAAGGACGGCGACCCGGUGGACGACAUUGAAGCGCUCGACAACGACGGCCUGACCCAGCGGUCGUCUACGCUCAGCUCGGCCACCAUCGAGGAAGAGGACAUGGAGGAGCUGCGCGUGGACAAGACACGGCCCACGGUGCCCACGCGUCUGGAGUGGCUGCGGGGCGGUGAGAAGGUCUACGUCACCGGCACCAUUUUCCAAUGGAACAAGAAGCAGCGCAUGCAUCCAGUCGAAGGGCGGCCUGGUGUGUUUGCGACGACGAUUAAUGUUCUUCCUGGCACACACCACAUCCGCUUCCUGGUCGACAAUCAGAUUGAAACAUCGCGGGACCUGCCAACAACGGUGGAUUUCGGCAACAAUCUCGUCAACUACAUCGAAGUAGCACCACAGAGCACACCACCCAAGGACCAGCGGGGCGUGCCCCCACCGGCGUCAUCCUCGUCCUCUGCUUCAGCCUCCGCUUCUGUCUCUGCCUCUACAUCUGGUUCGUCGAGGGGUGCACCUUCCAGUGCCACCGGCGCGGGCCAGGCCGGCGCGGCCGUCUCGAAGCAGCACCAGGAGCAUCAGAAGCAGCGUCAACAGCAGCAGCAGGCCGCACAUGCACACCAAGCACAGGCGCCCAAGUCGACGGCCCAGCUGAUCGGCGCCGAUUCGUCUGUUGAGCUGACAGACCGCGCGCCCAAAUGGAAGAACCUGCCCGAGCCGUCGGCCUUUUCGCACGAGCUGCCCAAGUUCCUGGUCGACUACGACCAGCCAGACGAUUCGCCCGACUUCCACACUGCGGCAGCGGCGACGGAAAUUCUGCCUAUGCCGCCGAGUCUGCCUGGUUUCCUGGGCAAGCCAAUUCUCAACGCUGCCACGCUCAUUAAGGACGACAACAGCGUCUUGAACAUGCCCAACUACACGAUCCUGAACCAUCUGGCCACGAGCAGCAUCAAGAAUAACAUUCUGGCCGUGUCUGCGACGACGCGUUACAAGGACAAGUUCACUACGAUCAUCAUCUACAAGCCGACCGGAGGUGACGACAUCAAGCGCUGA
Molecule: messenger RNA, 1683 nt
Organism: Sporothrix brasiliensis 5110
Lineage: Eukaryota; Fungi; Ascomycota; Sordariomycetes; Ophiostomatales; Ophiostomataceae
Exons: 3
Coding region: 1-1683 (560 amino acids)
Biological process (GO): signal transduction
Cellular component (GO): nucleus; nucleotide-activated protein kinase complex; cytoplasm
Molecular function (GO): protein kinase binding
Source: RefSeq, a predicted model, not a curated record